AUGAUAAUACUUUUAAAUGGAUCUUUUGAUAUUUAUUCACUAAUAAUCUGCCUUUGGAGUUUGGGCAGUCUCAGUUGUGGGGUAAAUAGGGAGAAAAGGUGUCAAAUAUUGUACAGAAGAGUAGAACCUAAACACCGAUGGAAUACAGUGAUGGAGUUCAAUGGAUGUCAUAUAAAUGAGGUUUCGGACCCGGUAGACAUUGAGAUUUAUUCUGAUCGAUCUCAGACCCCUAGCCCGACGCCUGUGUUAUCAACAAAUGUGUGCUGCGAUCUAGAAGACAUAUUGAGCGACGCUAUAUCUGAAUCUCUCCAAAACUCUCUUAGAAUAAGUCGCAGUCAGCUGAUUAAUCAAGAAUUAACAAUACGUCCAGAGGCUAACAUUGAAUCCAACGUCCCUGAAGGCUUGGACCUUUAUAAAGUUAUAUUUGAAGUAGAAAGUGAUACAGAUUUAAAAAUGGGUGACAUGGAGGGCACUAGUCACAAUAAUACAAUUAAGAAUGAGGAAUCAUGUCGGCAUGUUGGCGGCUCGAAGUUCUACGAAGCUGUAGAUGCAUCCACAACAGCGGGGACUUCGACUCCGUCGCCCACAGAAAAGCAAGACCACAUGAAGCCUAUUGAAAGUGAUGACGAAGUAUCAGAUGUCGACCAAGAAUGUACAGUGUUCUGCGGAGUUAGUUACCUGGGAGCUCAGAACAUAGCUGAUCCGAAGUCAGAAACGGACAUACAACGCAUCAUGAAGGAGCUCAGUUCGAUGCCCGAAAACAGAGAUGGCAUUGCUGUGUCUAUAUCCAUACCGGUGUGCUCUCAAGGACUUGUCGUAUUGUACCAAGCGGACACAAACAGUGUAAUGACAAGGUACGCAGUGAACAGGAUAUCGUUCUACGCGCGCGGCGCCGCCGGGUCGCCGGUGGCGUCCUGCUUCGCCUUCACCUGGUCCCACGGGGAGACCAGGGAGUCCGCGGUGUACAGGUGUCACGUGUUCCGCUGCCACAUCGCUGAGGCUGUUAAUCAGGUUUCAAGUUGCUUCGCAAAAGCAUUCGAACGUAUACCACGUUCGAUGGCAUCAUCUCUCGUGGGCGACCUUAGUGCGGCGCCCUCUAUGACUGGGUCGCUAACGGAGGGCCUGGGCCCCGCCGCGCCUCCUAUGCAAUUGAUGCAUGUAUUGGAAUGCACUAUCGACAUAAAAGAAACUGAUGCUAAGGGUACACUUAGUCACGUGCCGAAAGAGCGCCUCGGCUACAAACUGCGCGGUGGCAUCGACAAGCAAGUCACUAUAAAUGUCACGCAAGUCACAAAUAAUGUUCACGCUGAAACUGAAGACCCACAAUCGUCUUACACCGGUGGGCUGUACAUAGAAAGAUGCUUCGGUAUACUCCUGGCGCCUGGUCGCAGUGUGAAACAUUCAGACAUGCAAUUACUUGAAAUGGUGAGUGGUUCGUCAGGAGGGUCGGGGUGUUCAGUGUGCGCGUUUUGGAAUGCGGGAGAAUCCGCGCUCGCCGCCUUCAACGUGGCGAGCGGCGACGGCGCGCCCGCGUACAUGUCGCUCGCGCUUGAUCUGGUCAUACGCGGCAUUAGGGACCCGUUGAGGUUGGUUAUUGAGACUCCAGUGAAAGUAUUUCCACCUGCAGAACGAUUUUGGUAUUACUCCAAACGACCUCUAGUUCAGCAGUUCUACAUUAACUUAAAAGAGUCAGUGGACUCGCUGGGCCAGCUGCAGUACGAGGUGGCGAGCGUGGAGACGUCGGGCGAGCUGGACCGCUCGCGCCUCAACCUGCCGCUGUCGCUGUCCAGCCUGCUGCCGUCGCCGCUGUCCGCCGCGCCCGCGCCGCCCUCGCCCUCCGAGCCGGACUCGGAUGGUGAUGAACCACUGCUCAGCGGAACUGGCGAAGUAUCUAAGGAUUGUAAUGUGGAUGUUCUUGAAAAUUGGGCACAAGUUCUUAGAAGUUGGAUCGGUCCUCGCCCACGUGCUCUGAGUCAGCUGGUCCGCGUGGGCGUGCCCGAGGCGCUGCGCGGAGAGGUGUGGCUGCGGCUCGCCGGCGUGGACCAGAACGAUAAGUUGAUGGAGACGUAUCGCACUCUUAUAAGUAAGGACUGUCCGUUCGAGGCGGUGAUCCAGCGCGACAUAGCGCGCACGUUCCCCGCGCACGACUUCUUCCGCGAGGCGGGCGGGCUCGGCCAGGACUCGCUGCUACGCAUGGCGCGCGCCUACGCCGUCUACGACGUAGAGGUCGGCUACUGCCAGGGACUGAGCUUCCUCGCUGCUACGCUGCUCUUACAUAUGCCCGAAGAGCAAGCUUUUUGUCUCCUAGUACGAUUGAUGUAUGGAUAUGGAUUAAGAGAACUGUACAAAGAUGGUUUUGAAGCACUAUACAUGAGAUUACACCAAUUGGACAGAUUGAUGGAGGAACAAUUAAAUGACCUGCGGGCCCAUUUUCAAGAGCUAGGCGUUGAACCACACAUGUUCGCGUCACAGUGGUUCCUUACCGUCUUCACGGCUAGAUUUCCAUUGCCUUUGGUUUAUCACAUACUAGAUGUAUUCCUUCUCCAAGGAAUGGACACACUAUUCCAAGUGUCACUGGCUUUACUCAGUCGCGCUCGGAAAGAUCUUCUGCAACAUGAUUUUGAAGGUGUACUCAAAUAUUUUAGAGUAACAUUACCGAAGAAAUGUCGUGCAGAGGAAGCGUCGCGUCAGAUCGUUAAACUCGCUUGCAGUAUAAAAGUUAAAAGGCUACAGAAAUACCAGCUGGAAUACGAAAAGUUUAUUAAGGAAUCAGCUGAAAAGGAAAAAAUAAAUGUAGAACUGGAACGAUUGAAAGUAAUCAAUUCACAACUCCAACAGGAUAAAGAGAUGCUAGAAACCCAACUUGCUCAGACACGCAGUAAUUACGAAGAAGCUCAAAAGGAAUAUGUACACUACGCGGCAGUCGCUAGAGAUUAUAGAGAGAUAUGUGCGAGGCUCGACAAGCAACUACAUCAAAUGCAGGACUGCGUGAAAAGUUGCGUCAGCUGUAGUGUUAAAUUGGCACAGAAGGACAAUAAAGAAGAAUUAGAACAAAAAGGAGAAGAAAAAGAGAAUUCAAGCGACACAGAAGCGAGGCUGAAGCAGCGCGUGCGGGACCUCGAGCUGGAGCUCGCGCAGGUGAAGCUCGCUCAUGUACAGGCGCAGUGCAGCAAUCAGGAGCUAAGCCACCAAUUGAAUGCGGCUCUAAACGAAAUGCAAGCGGCCAUGAACCAGAAGCAGUCGGUGACGCCGUGGCUCGUCCGCACGCUCGGUUCCAUCAUGGAAGCUGCACAAAACCGACCAUCUUUCCAAACAUACCUUCCAAAUUUAAAUCAAGAGCAACAGCCGCCGUUGCUCCAUAGACAAGGUUCUUUCUCGAGUACACACGGCCAGAGCCACGCGCCGCUCGACCGCCGCGUGUCGGAGCCUUACAGCCCCGACGUCGUGCGCAGGAAGAAGGACCUUAAUGCGAAAAGGCACUCGAUGCUCGUAGAGUCGAACCUCAGCAAAGAAGCGAAGGACCUCAACCGACGGAGCCACCACGACGUCACAAUUGUAAAGAACCUAUCGAUGGGU
This is a messenger RNA of Brenthis ino (lesser marbled fritillary), 3576 nucleotides long. NCBI's taxonomy places the organism in Eukaryota, Metazoa, Arthropoda, Insecta, Lepidoptera, Nymphalidae. The record is from the annotation of a GenBank genome assembly.